Molecule: messenger RNA, 768 nt
Organism: Iphiclides podalirius (scarce swallowtail)
Lineage: Eukaryota; Metazoa; Arthropoda; Insecta; Lepidoptera; Papilionidae
Source: the annotation of a GenBank genome assembly
AUGCCAGCUAAUUACGAAGCGUUGGCCAUUUGCGGCCUCAUAUCGGCGAGUUUAGUGCACUACUGGCCCCUACCAAGUGAUUACAAACUUUAUGGAUGUAGUUGGCGCCACGCCAGGCACGGUCUCUUGCCUCCGCGACAUCCUUACAUCAACCACGGACGCAAACAUCAUUUCCUGGAUGACCUCGACCGGUUAGGCGCUAGAGACUACCAGCCUACCGAGCAGGAUAUAUUAAGAACCAGAGUCAAAACCACCGGCAUCGUCGAAGUUCACUUCUCCUUUAAGAACCUUAACUUCAAAUUAUUCGACGUCGGUGGUCAGAGAUCCGAGAGAAAGAAGUGGAUCCAUUGCUUCGAAGAUGUCACCGCGAUCAUUUUCUGCGUGGCCAUGUCCGAAUACGAUCAAGUCUUGCAUGAAGAUGAGACCACGAACCGCAUGCAGGAGAGUCUGAAACUGUUCGACUCCAUCUGCAAUAACAAGUGGUUUACGGACACCAGCAUCAUACUCUUCCUCAACAAGAAGGAUCUCUUCGAAGAGAAGAUCCGCAAGUCGCCCCUCACCAUUUGCUUCCCGGAGUACACGGGCGCGCAGGAGUACGGCGAGGCGGCCGCCUACAUCCAGGCCCAGUUCGAGGCUAAGAACAAGUCCACCACAAAGGAGAUCUACUGCCACAUGACCUGCGCCACCGACACCAACAACAUCCAGUUCGUGUUCGACGCCGUCACCGACGUCAUCAUCGCGAACAACCUGCGCGGCUGCGGCCUGUAC